UCAGGAGACCUACCUAAUAGCCUCCCUAGAUAUUUAGUUUUUAUGUGUGACAACCAAAAAUCCUGGACCUAUAUGGACAAAAUGUGUGAUGGAAGAAAUCAUUGCGGAGACUGUUCAGAUGAAUCAGAAUUGCUGUGCCCUGCCUGUACUGGAUGGAAAUGUGUUACUGUCUUCUUCAAUGACUGUGACUGCAUACCGAAGAGUCGCUGCAGAGACAACUUUCAGGACUGCACUGAUAUGAGCGAUGAAAAGAACUGUACAAAGUGACAUCUGAAUGAAUUUCUAUCCUUAACCUUGGAAUUUUCUGCUACAACUAUUUCUACAAUUUUUUUAAAAAAAACUUUAAAAGGGUAAAAUGCACACAUCUUAUUAUGUUAGGUUCGAUGCUAUAUUAACUGUAUUGUAAAAAUAAUACGAUUUCUAACACUAAUUACUAGUACAGCCCUAUGCAGCAAAUUGUUUUAUUUAACUGCUGACCAAUUUUGUUCAUACCCAGAUUAAAAUUUUACAUUUUGUAGUUGUUGCACCAUAUUCCAAUAAGGACUUUGAAAGAAGCCAUGACAGAAUGGAAUAGAACAUUAAGAUAAUCAAAGUAGAUGAACAUGGGAGACUUGAGAAUGAGAUCACUUUAUUUUUCUGAAUUCCAGACUAUCUAUUCAAAGGCGCAUCAUAGCACAACCCUUUGCAGGAAUUAAUCUUGUGAACCAUCAUUGUACUGCUUUCAAUGCAUGUAUACUCUUCCUUAGAGGAGAUUAAAACUGCACAUUACUCCAGAUGUAGUCUAAGCAAAGUCCUAUACAAAUGUAGCAAGACUUUGCUACUCUUAUGUAAUUUUGCAAAAAAAAAAUCAAUUGCCUUUCUUCUUGCUUCUGAGGUCACCCAAAUCUCCCUGAAAUCAACAUUUAAAAGUUCCUCAUUUGAAAAUAUCCCUUUCUUCCUCUUGCUGAUUAAAUGACAAGAAACUGGCUGCUUAGUGACAUUGUGCUUGGUCUAAAACUUUUCAGACCCUGUCAAAUUAAUGCACUGAAUCCUCUUCUCAUCAACCUGUCUCAAAUUUCACAUGUAAAUAAAGAUUUUGGGGAAAAAAAAACACCACGUUUGUUACUUUUUUUUGGAUCAAGCUGGAAGUCUGCCCUGUGGCUGAUUCAAAACAGUUGCAGUUUGAAAUUUAUUAUUUAUAUUUUCAAUAUCAUGAGAUAGCAGUUUUCCUGGUUUAGUUAACUACUCAGCAGCAGUUGGCCAGCUAGGAGUCAAGUCCGGCACUAGGAGGACA
Molecule: messenger RNA, 1273 nt
Organism: Chiloscyllium plagiosum (whitespotted bambooshark)
Lineage: Eukaryota; Metazoa; Chordata; Chondrichthyes; Orectolobiformes; Hemiscylliidae
Source: RefSeq, a predicted model, not a curated record